Molecule: messenger RNA, 462 nt
Organism: Didymodactylos carnosus
Lineage: Eukaryota; Metazoa; Rotifera; Eurotatoria; Philodinida; Philodinidae
Source: the annotation of a GenBank genome assembly
AUGGGAAAUAUGGGUGCACCACAUGGUAAACUAGCAGAAGCUAUUUUUUAUUCUCAACCACAUGAUGAUUUCCAUGAUCCUCUUCUUUUACUUCCUCCUCUUCUGUCGGUUCCUACGAGUAAAAAAAUUCUGUGUCGUAAUAAUGUUGGUAGUAGUACAAAUGCGAGAAUACGUUUUUGGAAAAGUCAUAUGCGUAUAAGCCAUUUGAUAACAGAUGACAACUGGCUAUUUCUAACAGAAAAAUUUCAAACGCUCAAUGACGACAGUGGUAGUGGUGAUAUUGGUUUUGGUGAUAUCGAGAAAGCAUUAGGAUUAAUUGGUAUUAUAAUUGAAAAAUCUGAAUUAAAUAUUGCUCUAUUGAAAUAUGAACAUAUCGAAGAAAGGUUGUCGAAACUGGAAUUUGAAGAAUUGUAUCUAACACUUAGAGCAGAAAAAGAUAUCGAUCAUUCAAAACAAACAUAG